AUGAGCAGUGGCGGCACGGGGACACCGUCGUGCUACAGAGGGGUGAGGAAGAGGAAAUGGGGGAAAUGGGUGUCGGAGAUCCGCGAGCCGGGGACGAAGACGAGGAUAUGGCUGGGGAGCUUCGACACGCCGGAGAUGGCAGCCACGGCGUAUGACGUGGCGGCUCUGCAUUUCAGGGGGCGGGAAGCCAAGCUGAACUUCCCCGAGACGGCCCAUUACCUGCCCCAGCCCGCGAGCUCUAGCCCAGAUGAUAUUCGGGCCGCGGCCCAUGAGGGAGCGGUCCGGGCUGGGCCGGUGGAUGCCGGUGGAGGUUCGGGUUCCGGUGGCGGUGGUGGGGAAGAGAAUGCCGGUCCCGUGACGGUGGCGCUGUCGCCGAGCGAAAUUCAGGCGAUCAAUGAGUAUCCCAUGGACUCGCCGAGGAUGUGGUCGUCGAUGGACUAUACCGCGCCGUCGUCAAUGGGGUAUACUGCGCCGUCGAUCGACUACACGGCGCCGAUGGAGUAUACCGCGGCGUCGUCGGCGGAUUAUACGGCGCCGUCUUCGUCGUCAUACAACAUGGGCCAAUAUGGAUGGGGGGACGAUUAUGGAUAUGGCGGCGGGCAAAGUGAUUCUCUUUGGGAUUAA
Molecule: messenger RNA, 624 nt
Organism: Linum tenue
Lineage: Eukaryota; Viridiplantae; Streptophyta; Magnoliopsida; Malpighiales; Linaceae
Source: the annotation of a GenBank genome assembly